Ictalurus furcatus (blue catfish) is the source of this 1419-nucleotide messenger RNA. It is a transcript of the gene tmem9b, whose product is annotated as TMEM9 domain family, member B. Bases 207 to 782 code for a protein of 191 amino acids. NCBI's taxonomy places the organism in Eukaryota, Metazoa, Chordata, Actinopteri, Siluriformes, Ictaluridae. Gene Ontology annotation, biological process: positive regulation of canonical NF-kappaB signal transduction. Gene Ontology annotation, cellular component: lysosomal membrane. The record is from RefSeq and is a predicted model, not a curated record. The transcript is spliced from 5 exons.
UUUCCGGGGGACGUGUGUUCCGUGAGCACCGCUCAGGCUGCUGAUUGUCAGCUGAUCUUUCCGGAAGUGUUGCUUUAUUCCAGCAGGCAAUGUUUUGUUUAUUUUGAUCAGAGACAGCUCUGAGGAUCACAUGAGAGACUUUAUCUCUUUAUAUUUCGGAAGUUACUGAAGAUCGCAGAGAGAAAAAACAAACAAACAAAAACAAAAUGUCUCCGUUUAGUGUAAAGAUAGGAGUCAGUGUGUUAACGGUCAUCUGUCUUCUGUUAGCAUCUCAGGCUACAGAAGCUAAAAAUUCUGAUGACAUCAGGUGUAAAUGUAUUUGCCCCCCCUACAAAGACAUUGAAGGACAAAUCCACAAUCAGAACGUUUCCCUGAAGGACUGUAACUGUCUUCACGUGGUGGACCCGAUGCCGGUGGAAGGGAAAGACGUGGAGGCGUACUGUUUACGCUGCGAGUGUAAAUACGAGGAGAGGAGCUCGGGAACGAUUAAAGUGACCAUCAUCAUCUACCUGUCUGUCCUGGGGCUGCUGCUGCUCUACAUGGUGUACCUGACUCUGCUGGAGCCCAUACUCAAACGCCGCCUGUUCGGACACUCGCAGCUCAUCCAGAGCGAUGAUGACGUCGGGGACCAGCAGCCGUUUGCGAAUGCUCACGAUGUGCUGUCCCGCUCGCGCUCUCGCGCCAACAUGCUGAACAAGGUGGAGCACGCGCAGCAGCGCUGGAGGAGACAGGUCCAGGAGCAGCGCAAGUCCGUGUUCGAUCGGCACGUGGUGCUAAGCUAAAAACACUCCCCCUAGUGGACGGGCUGAUUAUGACCUCUCUUAUAUGUGCAGCGUAACCUCCUCGCCUUUAUAACAUCAUCUCACGUGUGGGUAGAGUUUUUAAUUCAUGGUGGUGCACUGUGAAAUUUCCUCCAUGACCAGUGGCAUGAAAAUUCACCUCUCUGUGUAUAUGCAUAUAGAUUUUGCAUGAAAUAACGUCAAAUCUUCUGUGAAUAGAAAACAUUGUUUACUCCUGAUGCUGAUUUAAAUACGAAGGUACAAAUAUGAGUUCCAGUUUAAAUAUGAACAAAUAAGCUCAUGCAAUCAUCUCAUUUCUCUUUAAUCAUCUAAAACAUAUCGUGUGUGUGUGUGUGUACAUUAAACAAAUCAUGAACUAUUUAUGAUUUAUUGCUAAAUAAACCUUGUUUCUUGUUUCAGAUCAUAACUUGUCUUUACCGAACCAUGAACUUUCUCAUAAAUGUGACGAUGUGCGUCGAGCAGAUCAUUUGUAGUCGUUGUGUUACUUACAGUACUGCUGUUACACUUUCUCCAAAACAAAACUGCUGUAAUUGUUGGAUCUGUGUUGUAGGGGUUGAUGAUGAGGUGAAUAUCUUGUACCUGUGAUUGAUUCUAAUAUAAAACACUUCUGUGGAACGUG